UUCUUCCAUGGAUCCUCUGUUUUUGGAGUUUCCACCUUAUCCCACCAAAGAAGAAAAGUGACAUUAGAGAGAUACUUUAGACAUAACUUGUAGCCUCAGCAAAAGCAUUGAUUCCGACCACAUAACAAAGGGUCAAGAAGAGAUUCUCCAGCCCGGUUUCAGUAUUACAUGAUAUGAUUAAAUUAUAUUGCUGUGACUCAAAUCCUCACAUAGAUAUUGUGCUGCAACAGUUCCUGCUUGUCUCUGUCUGCAGGCACUACAAAGGAAAGUAGGGUUAUAUGACUACUGCUAAUGGCUUCCAUUAAGGGCCAUCAGCGACGAGCUUUGCCUAUUGCUAUCUGUGCUAUCGCAUCGGUCCUUGCCUCCAUCUUCCUGGGCACUCAUUUCUUCCGCAAGAAGAGAUGGCAAAACGGGAAUUCCACCGGGACGAGCUCCGAUGUUUCUCAGCAAGAGAUAGAUGAGAACCACUCAGUUGAUGCUGAUAUUGGCUAUGAGUUCGAAGUGUUCUUAAGCUUCAGAGGUUCUGACAACCGCAAAUCAUUCACCGAUUACCUUUACCAUAGCCUGAAAGAUGCAGGGGUGUGGGCCUUCAGAGACAACGAGGAGCUUCGUGUUGGGGAGGAGAUUGGCCCAAAGCUCAUGAAAUCAAUCAAGCAGUCAAAGAUCUGCAUCCCCAUCUUCUCCAGGGAUUAUGCUACGAGCAAGUGGUGCCUCAAGGAGGUGACGGAGAUGGUUAAGUGCAUGAAGGAGAACAAACGGCUGAUCAUGCCGGUUUUUUUGGAUGUUACUCCCGAUGAAGUUCAACACGCAAGAGGGAGCUACGCUAAACCAUUUUCUCAGCACGAAAGGAGGUAUGGGCGAGAGGCAGUCCAGGAGUGGAGGGAUGCUCUGAAGGAAGUUGUGAAACUGAAGGGCUUGGAAUUAAAUAAAGUGGCAAAUGGAAAUCAGGGAGAAUUCAUAAACUUAAUUGUUGCAACGGUUUUAAGAGAAUUGAAGAAAGCGUACCUGAAUGUGGGUGACAGGUUAGUUGGAAUUGAUGAUCAUGCUGAGGAAGUCAUGAAACUGUUAGAGGUUGGCGUAAAUGAUGUUCGGAUUGUUGGAAUUUGGGGCAUGGGAGGUAUUGGAAAGACGACUCUCGCCAAGUUUGUCUACAACCAGAUUGUGGAGAGCUUUGAACGUUGUUCCUUCCUCAGUGAUAUUCGGGAUACCUCCAGAAAUCCAACUGGUCUACCAUAUUUACAAAGUAAGCUGGUCUCUGACAUAUUAAGGCUUGAGCGUGAAGACAUUGCUAAUGUAGAAGAAGGAACUCAGGUGCUUAAGGAUAGGCUUCGUGAUAAAAGAUCCCUCAUUCUUCUUGAUGAUGUUGGUCAUAUUGACCAGCUUUCGGCUCUGGCGUCGGACCUUAGUUGGUUUGGUCCAGGAAGUAAGAUUAUCGUCACAACCAGAGAAAAGGAAGUUCUAGAUCAGUUUCAAGUGCAAAAUGCUUAUGAAGUUCCGCUACUAAGCAAAGAUCAAGCUUUUGAGCUCUUCUGCAAGCACGCUUUCAGAGAUGACUUGCGUGCGAAUGACUUUUUGGUUGAGGCUCGAGAAAUCGUGAACAUAACUGGAAGGCUUCCUCUAGCACUUGAGGUUAUCGGCUCGUUUUUAUCUGUAUAUCGUGGAAGAAAGGAUAUAUGGGAUGGUACGAUAGAGCAGUUGAAGAGAAAACCGACCAUGGAUGUCCAAGAUAAACUGAAUAUUAGUUUUGAAUCAUUAUCUUCCGAGCAAAAGGAGAUAUUCCUAGAUAUUGCAUGCCUUUUCAAUGGGAUAGAUGUCAGGAUUGUAACUCCCAUGUGGGACGAUUGCAAGUUCUUACCUGAAGUAGGAAUCGAAAUGCUCCUUCUAAAGUCUCUAAUUAAAAUUGGAGAUAAAAAGGAAAUACAGAUGCACGAUCAACUUAGAGACCUCGGCAGGCGCAUUGUGGAGCAAGAAAACUACAGAGAACCAGGGUUAAGAAGCAGGAUAUGGCGCAGCGAAGAGGCAAUUGAUGUAUUAAUCGAGCAGGAGGGAACAUCAAAAGUUAAAGCCAUCAGUCUAGAAGGAUACCGAUUUACAGAGGAAGAAGAGCAUCUUACAGACGAAAUGUUUAAGGAUCUGCCGAGGCUACGGGUUCUUGAACUUGCUGGUGCUAAACUCGAUGGAAACUUUCAGCGUCUUUUCUCUCAGCUAACGUGGCUUAGUUGGCAAGCGCAGAACACAUCCCUGCCUGCCAAUUUACAUCUCAAGAAAUUAAUUGUCCUUAAUCUAUCAAGGAGCUCUAUUCAAGAGGAUUGGCUCGGUUGGAGCUCAAUCAAGUUUGGGAUAAACCUGAAAGCUCUUAAUCUCACCGAUUGCCCGAUGAACACAACUCCUGAUUUCUCAUUGUUUCCAAGGUUAGAGAGACUGAUCAUUGAAGCCUGCAAGAAUUUGACCUCCAUUGAUUCAUCGAUCGGGCUUCUCAAGUUUCUUGCUUUCUUAAACUUGAGGAAAUGUUGGAGACUGACGAAGCUGCCUGAGCAGUUGAGCUCCAUGGAGGAAUUGACUGAGCUUCUCAUUGACGCAACCCGCAUAGAAGAAGUACCUAUAUCAGGAACUAUGAAGAAGCUUGAAGUGCUAUCUGCCAAUAGUUGCAGAUUUCUUAAUCAGAUUCCGGAAUCCAUUGGAUCCCUUGUCAAUCUGAAGCAACUGUCGUUAGAGUAUUGUGUAAGACUGAAGGAACUUCCAGACUCCAUAGGGCAGCUAACCUCAUUAGUUGAGCUAACUUUGUCGUACAGCAGAGUAAAAGCAUUGCCUGACUCGGUUGGAAAUCUAAAUAACUUGGAACUUCUCAAGAUUGAUAAUAUGGAAAGAACUUGUUUACCGGGUGACUUAGGAAAUUUAGAGAAGCUCCAAGUACUCGAUGCUUCGUGGUCUUCGCUGGAAGGGCAAAUUCCUACCAACAUUGAGAGGCUGUCGUUUCUGAAGGUUUUGAAAUUAGACGGGAUUAAGAGCCUUCCUGCAGAUAUCAGCAGUCUUUCUCAGUUGCGAACCCUUCGCUUAGGAGAAUGCCAGAGUCUUCAGACCCUUCCUAGGCUUCCGUCAAGCUUAGUUAGUCUAACACUAGAAGCCUCAUCAAUGCCGACUUCCCCGGACCUCGCGCACUUGAUUCAUUUAAAAGAGUUGUUUCUUUCAGGGGACUUUGAGUUGAAGGAGGAGUCCCUGGCGGCGUUAUUGAAAUUGGAGAAGUUGUUCUUGAAAUCCGUAAGGAUCAGCACCUUGCCAGAAGCAGUAGCUGGCUUCCAUCGGCUUAAAGAGAUUGACAUAUCUGAUUGUGCGGAACUCAAAUGCCUUCCUGCACUUCCCUCGAGUCUGUAUUUUCUGACAGUUAAUAGUUGCGGUUCGCUUCAAAGGUUUCCAAACAUUUCAAACUUGAAAAAUCUGUCGCAGUUACAUGUUGGGUUCUGUUCCACACUCAGAGAAAUCGAAGGCCUAGGGGGACUCGUUUCACUGAAAAUUCUCUGGACAUCUCACAGCCCUUUAGCUAAGCUCGAUGGCCUUGAAAGACUCGAGUCUUUAACCGAGCUGUCCGUUGAGUCUUGCGAAGUUGAAAGACUACCCAACUUAUCCGAGUUAAAGAAUCUGGAGCAACUAGAUGUUUCAGAUAGCAGAAAGCUAGUCGAGGUUCAGGGGGUUCAGGGCCUCAGCAAUCUGCACAAACUGAAGAAGGUGAACUUCUCCCACUGCACAUCCCUGGAAAUUUUACCCAAACUACCCGAUUGUUUGCAGUAUCUAUGGCUCCGGUACUGCGAGAAGUUGCACCAACUCGAGGCGCUUGACGAUUUGGAGUCACUGGUGGAGUUGGAUAUAACUGGGUGCAAAGCAAUUGAGAAGCUGCCGAACCUAUCGAAGUUGCGUAGGUUAGAGUCUCUGAUAAUGAAAAGGUGCGAGAUCAUCACGGAAAUUCAGGGACUCGAGGAAUUGAGCAAUCUCAAAGUGCUGGCUAUCUAUGGAUGCAAAGCGCUUAAGCUGCCGGAUUUGUCGAAACUACAGAGCAAUGGGCUAAAGUUAGAAACUACUCAAUCCAAUUGCAGCAUAGUUUAACCGAAGGCAAGGGAAGGAUUUGCUCGAAGUUGAAGCAUGGAAUUUAUUUGCAAAACUUUUACCAGAUGUACCUACCUGUUAAGGUACUAAUACGUACUUUCUCUGGUUCUCCAUUUUCCAUGUAAAGUUAAAUGAUUGACGAGUUGAAUUUGUCAAGCAUCUACACGUUACCAAGUUCAAACAUUCUCCAGUUUCGGGCUUCAAAACAUGGCCGCAAUAUGCAUACAGCAAAGAAUUAACUUUGGUGCCUUAAGGCAGGGUUUAGAAGGAUAGCCGUGAAAGCCUGGAACUCUGUUCCUAUCAUAUAUGCUGAUUCAUUGAUUUUUGCAACCAGUACAUGCAUUGUAAUCCAGCUCGAGGGCCCACUGCAUUUUUUGCAAUUUGAAAGAAUAAUCAUAGGUUAUGGUACUGAAAUACCACCUGUUUUGCGUUUAACGUGGAAAGCACGUCAACUGGGGAUUAUUAUUUUUUUUUGUAAUAAGUAAAACAGUGGACAGUAGUGAUGACAA
This is a messenger RNA of Punica granatum (pomegranate), 4607 nucleotides long. The record is from RefSeq and is a predicted model, not a curated record. NCBI's taxonomy places the organism in Eukaryota, Viridiplantae, Streptophyta, Magnoliopsida, Myrtales, Lythraceae.